GUGGAAAUAGGGGAAGGAGUCAGAUUUAUCCUGAUGGUAGCAAAAGUAACAAUACAGUUUAUAAUGCUACGGCAGGAGGGAUAAUAAGCAAAAUUUUACGAAAAGAAAAAGGGGGAUACGAAAUAACCAUAGUGGAUGCAUCGAAUGAACGCCAAGUAAUUGAUAUUAUCCCUCGAGGCAUAGAACUUCUUGUUUCAGAGGGCGAAUCCAUUAAACUCGAUCAACCAUUAACGAGUAAUCCUAAUGUGGGUGGAUUUGGUCAAGGGGAUGCGGAAAUA
Messenger RNA from Eruca vesicaria subsp. sativa (arugula), 278 nucleotides. The record is from the annotation of a GenBank genome assembly. NCBI's taxonomy places the organism in Eukaryota, Viridiplantae, Streptophyta, Magnoliopsida, Brassicales, Brassicaceae.